This is a messenger RNA of Xenia sp. Carnegie-2017, 2700 nucleotides long. Its product is annotated as transcription initiation protein SPT3 homolog. NCBI's taxonomy places the organism in Eukaryota, Metazoa, Cnidaria, Anthozoa, Malacalcyonacea, Xeniidae. Bases 110 to 1405 code for a protein of 431 amino acids. Gene Ontology annotation, biological process: transcription by RNA polymerase II. The record is from RefSeq and is a predicted model, not a curated record. The transcript is spliced from 13 exons. Gene Ontology annotation, molecular function: protein heterodimerization activity; transcription coactivator activity.
UGCGCAAUACAAACAUAGCUCUCGAAUUCAGGUUGGCGCUUGCAUCAAUGCUCUCAACAAUUUAGAGUCGUUUUACGUCUACAAACGUGGGUGCUCAAGAUAGCUGCACAUGACGAAAGCUAAAAAAAAGCCGCAUAAGUCCGAUAAGGGCAACGAUGAACCGCCUGUUUGCGUACAAAACAAGGUUGAAGCUGUUGAAAAGACGGAGCCAAAUGGAAACUGCCACGGCCAGCCCAACGAGACGAAUCAAACGUCACAACAAAGUAUUUCACACCAGAAUUUACAAAAUUCCAGUGGCAAACCGUGGUUUCAAAACGAAAUUUUAUGCAUGAUGUACGCGUUUGGUGAUGCAAGAAAACCUAGUGCCGAGUCGGCUCGACUUAUUGAAGCAAUCGUUCACAAACAGAUAUCGAGUCUGGUUGUUCAAACGGCGGAGGUUACGGCAUUAAGAGGGGGCAAGUUUAUGCACACUGAAGAUGUAAAAUUUCUUAUGAGGAAAGACAAGGCGAAGUUACAAAAGUUGAACAUGUAUCUUGGUUUUAAAGAAAGCAAGCAAAAGUUGAUGAAACAGAUCUCUCAAGACGAUGAUGAAAUUCUCGGAGCAUUUGGUGGAAAUGACGUGAAGUUAGGAAACAAACGAAGACGAUUAUCCGAUCCCAGUUCUUUCGAACAAUUAGAUGACAGUAGCUUCUUGGGAAGCGAUGGUUACGAUCAGAGAAGAGAAAGGCUUGAGAGAGCAGAGUAUUUGUCGAGAUCGCUGGAUACACAGCAAUAUUUAGAAUUCAUUGAAUGUCGUCAGGCAAAUUUUAACAAAAAGGCGGGAAAAUUCAAAGAAUGGCUGGAUUACACGAACCUCACAGAUUUGAAACCAAACACUCCAGUUAUGGAAGUCUUCAGCUACCUUGCGUACGAAACAGUUGGACAGAUUGUAGAGAUGGCGUUAUUGGUCAAGAAAGAUAUCGAACGGAGCGACGAACUGUCAGCCGUCAUGCCUUUACUGCGCGAAAACAACGCUUCUAAAAUCAACUUACCUUUCAUCACAACAUCCUCAAUGCCUUCGAGCAGAUGUUCCACGCCAACACCCCCCAGCACGCCCACGACAUCAAUAGGUGGAACUCAGCCUUCUUUCUCUUUGGGCGGUGCAACUCCCACCGGUGGUGCUGGGUCGAACUUGACUUCGUUACCAGGUGGAGUGAGCUCUUUAUCUGCAAGUUCUAAAUCGUCCAAGGCUAAAAAGAAAAGAACAAAGCUAAGCUCUGUGCUCUCAAAUGAUCUUUAUUCCGACUGCCUUCAGCCAGAUCAUAUUCGUGAAGCAAUGCGACGUUAUAGCCAUGGCAUGGGCCCAAUGGCGGCGUUCUCGCCGCGUGCAAGUACGACGCCGAGUUACAUGACCUUGUGUUUAUAAAUUGCUAUGAUGGAAAUCCUAUAUUCAUAGUGUAAAGGUUAGAUAAGGCGCUUUAAACUGUUCAAACGCUUACCUUCAAUGAGAAAUUUCGGCUUUGAUUGGCUAUUGUAGGUGAAAUACACAUACUAGUCACACAUUCGUUUGAAUAUUGUCGUUAUAAUAAAUGUACAUCUAUAUGUUGGUCAUAAUGUUGAUGUUGAAUCUCGACCCAACGUGCUAAUGAAACAUUCAGAACUGCCAAGAGCUCUAAACUUGACAAAAGUUGGCAUUAACAGGCGAGUUAGCAACAUGCAACAUCCAUUAAGGUUGUCGAAUAUUUCUUAAAAAUAAUCAUUUGACAAAGAUGAAUGCAGUUUUAUCAAUGGCAAACGUAAAGACCAUAAAGGUAUUCACACUUGGGUUUUAAUUAACUCAUAUCAAAAGUCAAAAGUGCUUUAAUAACAUACAUGGGGGCAUUCUUCAGGUAUUUGCUCGCAUGAUUGCUUCAGCUGUUCAACUUAGCGUCCGUAAUGUAUACCAGUCACUUGUACACAGAUAAAGGCUUCAAGACGGUGCAAAGAAGCACCUGCAUACUGGAAGCAUGACAAAUCUACCACAGCACAAAGAGGAACUUCUCAUAUCAUGCACACAGAAUACAACUCAAUAAGAACACAAAGAGAGCCAUAACUUUCGUCGAAAACUCUCUAGAGUCAUCUAUAUCUCGCUUCUCUUCACUUACUUGACGAUAUCAUUGAUGGGUAUACUGAUCAAUCGGCCAUCUAACGUUGGGACGUCGACAGUACAACCAGUGAGUGCCUACAGAAGGAAGAAAGAUCAUUCGAAAUAAAAUGUCCUGAUAGGGAAUUUCUUAUAAAGGGGGCGGGCGGGAGUAAUCAACGAUUUUCUUCAAUAUUGCUUUUUUUUGCUCGGCAGAGAAGCGCAAAAUAAAACGGGAAGCGAAGGGUCUUUGUCAAAAAAUACCAUAGAAUUCAAAAUAACCGCAAAAUCGUGGUCGGAAAAUCUUCAUAAAAAAAUGUCAUCGUGUAUGAAAACAUGAUUUAAAGUUAUGAAAGGCAGAAAAUACGUUCCCUUCUUUCUGUAUUCAAGUUCAUCAUGGCGUUUCUUGGCAGGGGUGUAUGACAGGUCUUUUUUCAUACGUUAAUGUACACAAUAUCGUGUUGGACGGUCGAUGCUCGGGAAAUACUAAUUACCAUAAAAGUUUUUCAACAAUAGACAUUGCUUUAAUGGCUUCAAACUCUCUGAUAAAUAUUCAAUACGCCAAAUUAGAAAAAGUCAAAUGAAAUUAAUGAAAACGA